AAUUUUUUGCUGGAGCGUAUUUUAUUUUGCAUUCUGACUUAUCGAUUUUGCUCAACUGAAAAAAGAUUGCUGGUUACGCUGGAACUUUUGGAGGUGUUAGAUCCGAUGCGCACAAAAAUCCAUACCAUUUUGCCAUUGCUAGUACGGGAGUCAGAUGUCCACGAAAGGCUCAGCGUUUUAACGAAGUUUCUGGAGGCUGGCUACAAAGAUGUGCAUUAUCUGAACUAUGGUAUUGUCAGGUCUCUGUUGCUACAGCCUUUGUUUGAAAUUGAUGGUGGUAGCACAACAGAUUUAUCAAAAGCAGAUACCGAGCAGCUUUCUCGUGUUAUUGAUCGGCUCCUCGAUCAUAAUGUUCCCGAAGACAUUGCUCACAAACUUAUGGAUUCUGUUACUGCUAGGGAGAGCCAUUUGAACGGACGGUUGAAAAAACGGACCGCUAGCAAAAACCAGUCAGAACCAGUGAAUGAUGCGCUAUUUCUGGAUCUCCUCACCAAACACGUCUCAGCUAAAAACGUAGAUGAAGUCCAUGAACUUCUCCGGACAAAAGGCCUGCAAAAUAUUUCGAGGCAGAUAUUUGAAUCAGUUCUUCAACUGUAUUUGGAUACGGCUGAUUGGAAUACAUUAAUGGAACUAAUACAAUGGGUGUUAGCCUUUUGA
This is a messenger RNA of Gongylonema pulchrum, 657 nucleotides long. NCBI's taxonomy places the organism in Eukaryota, Metazoa, Nematoda, Chromadorea, Rhabditida, Gongylonematidae. The record is from the annotation of a GenBank genome assembly.